Molecule: messenger RNA, 816 nt
Organism: Porites lobata
Lineage: Eukaryota; Metazoa; Cnidaria; Anthozoa; Scleractinia; Poritidae
Source: the annotation of a GenBank genome assembly
AUGGACUUCAACAAUUGGAACCUCUUCUGGAGUUUGUGCUUUGGGCUGUUGUCCUUUCUAAUCAUCGUUGGAAAUGCUCUAUCCAUAUCAAUACUUUUCAAGAGAAGGCUUCGAAAGCGUCCUCAUUUCUUGUUAAUUAGCUUGGCUUUCGCUGAUCUCUUGGUUGGAUUAAUCCCAAUGCCACUUUACAUUAUCAUUCAAUACUCACGAUAUCGAAUUCUUUCUUUAGUUUACAUUCGCGUGGAUAUCUUUGCGGGCUUAAGCUCGGUCUUCACCCUGACGGCUAUUUCCCUGGAAAGACUACACGCAAUUGCUCGCCCUCUUCGCCAUCGACAACUCACCUUACGCAGCUAUGCCAUUGCCAUAGCAACCCCAUGGAUCUUCUCCCUUAUAGUUUCGUUAUCUUAUUUGCUCUCAGUUUUUUCCGUUAUAACCUUCCUUCAGUUCUUUUCAGGGAUAAUUAUUAGUUUGUCAACAUCUUUGUUGGUAACGUGCAUCUCCUAUUGCAUCAUUUGGAGGAAGCAAGUUUCUAGAAUUCCCAAUGAAGCUCAAACAACAAAGAAUAUUCACUUAAAUGGGACGCUGCUACUGAUAACCGCAAUAUUUGUUCUGUCAUGGUUGCCUUUUGAAGUUUUAGCAGCUGUUCUUAAUUUCUGCAUCUCGUGUAAUUCAAACAAAACUCUGAUAAUUUUAUAUGUUAUUAAGCUUCUUCAGUAUAGCAAUUCCUUUAUGAAUUUUCUAGUUUGCUGUUUCAGAAUGCCAGAUUACAGAAAAGCGCUUUCACGAAUGUUUGCCAAACGUAGAUGCAGUCGCUAG